Messenger RNA from Pan troglodytes (chimpanzee), 841 nucleotides. RefSeq names its product EEF1A lysine methyltransferase 3 (gene EEF1AKMT3). Gene Ontology annotation, cellular component: cytosol; protein-containing complex. The record is from RefSeq and is a predicted model, not a curated record. NCBI's taxonomy places the organism in Eukaryota, Metazoa, Chordata, Mammalia, Primates, Hominidae.
CUUCCUUGGCGGGCCGGAUGGCGGACCCCGGCCCAGAUCCCGAAUCUGAGUCGGAAUCGGUGUUCCCGCGGGAGGUUGGGCUCUUUGCAGACUCUUACUCGGAGAAGAGCCAGUUCUGUUUCUGUGGGCAUGUGCUGACCAUCACGCAGAACUUUGGGUCCCGCCUCGGGGUGGCGGCGCGCGUGUGGGACGCGGCCCUGAGCCUGUGCAAUUAUUUCGAGAGUCAAAAUGUGGAUUUCCGAGGCAAGAAGGUGAUCGAACUGGGUGCGGGGACAGGCAUCGUGGGAAUCUUGGCAGCGCUGCAGGGGGGGGAUGUUACCAUCACUGACCUGCCCCUGGCCCUAGAACAGAUCCAGGGCAACGUCCAGGCCAAUGUGCCAGCUGGAGGCCAGGCCCAGGUGCGUGCCUUGUCCUGGGGGAUUGACCAUCAUGUCUUCCCUGCAAACUAUGACCUGGUGCUGGGGGCUGAUAUCGUGUACCUGGAACCCACCUUCCCUCUGCUGCUGGGGACCCUCCAACACCUGUGCAGGCCCCAUGGCACCAUCUAUCUGGCCUCCAAGAUGAGAAAGGAGCAUGGGACAGAGAGCUUCUUUCAGCACCUCCUGCCCCAGCAUUUCCAACUGGAGCUGGCUCAGCGGGAUGAGGAUGAAAAUGUCAACAUCUAUACCAGGCACAGGGAACCAAGACCUGCUUGACAUCACCCUUGCUGUUCUUCUCAAUCUCUUGCUCUAAUGAAGGAACUGUGUAUCUCAAAAACCAUAUUUCCAGAGCCACAAACAUGAGGACCAAAAAAGGAUGGAUUUCCCUGGCCUCUCUCACUUUCCUCCUUCCCUCUUUGUUA